Molecule: messenger RNA, 1374 nt
Organism: Aspergillus niger
Lineage: Eukaryota; Fungi; Ascomycota; Eurotiomycetes; Eurotiales; Aspergillaceae
Exons: 4
Coding region: 1-1374 (457 amino acids)
Biological process (GO): carbohydrate catabolic process; fungal-type cell wall biogenesis
Molecular function (GO): mannan endo-1,6-alpha-mannosidase activity
Source: RefSeq, a predicted model, not a curated record
AUGCGUCUCGUUCGAGAUUGCCUGUAUGGGGGGUUAUUCCUUAACACGGCGCUCUUCUCCCAGCUCUCCCACGCCAUCGAUAUCGAUAUCAGCAGUACCAGUUCAAUUAAAGAUGCCGCCAGUAAGACGGCCUACGGGUCCAUGACCUGGUAUCAUGGAAACGAAACCGGUCAGAUUCCCGGUGCUUUCCCUAGCAAGUGGUGGGAGGGUAGCGCGCUUUUCACAAGUUUGCUCCUCUACUGGUAUUACACUGGAGACAGUACCUACAACGACGAGGUCCGUCAGGGUAUGCAAUGGCAGGCGGGUGACUGCGAUUACAUGCCCGCCAAUUACAGUAGUUACCUGGGUAACGACGAUCAAAUGUUCUGGGGUCUUGCCGCCAUCACCGCUGCCGAGAUCGAAUUCGCCGACAGCUCCUCCGGAUAUUCCUGGCUCGCUUUGGCCCAGGGUGUUUACAACACUCAGAUCGACCGAUGGGAUGAUUCGACAUGUGGCGGCGGUUUGCGCUGGCAGAUCUACCCUUACGAGGCCGGUUACGCCAUGAAGAACUCCAUCUCGAACGGAGGUUUGUUCCAACUCGCCGCCCGCCUGGCCCGCUACACCUCAAACGACACAUACGCCGACUGGGCAGAGAAGAUCUUCGAUUGGUGUGCCUCGACUCCGUUGCUAAACAACGAGACUUGGAACGUGGCCGACUCCACCGAUGUCGAUAACAGCUGCUCCACCCAAGGCAACAACCAGUGGUCUUACAACUACGGCGUGUUCUUGACGGGAGCCGCGUACAUGUACAACUAUACCGGCAAGGCCAAGUGGAAGACUGCGGCGGAGGGCCUCUUGAACGUCACGCUCGACACCUUUUUCCCGGCGAAGUAUGGUGGAAACAUCAUGUCCGAAAUUCUCUGUGAGCCGACCGAAGUGUGCAAUGACAACGAAAUUCUGUUCAAGGGUCUCGUCACCGGAUGGCUUGGACUUGUGGCCCUAGUGAUGCCGUCGACGUAUGAUAGCAUUUUGCCAAAGCUGCAGGGGUCUGCCGAAGCUGCCGCAGCCUCCUGCAGCGGAAUGAGCAACAACACUUGUGGUGUGCGCUGGUGGCCCAAGAAGUGGGAUGGAUGGAACGGAAUGGAGGAGGAAAUCGCCGUCACCAACGUUCUAUCCUCCGCGUUGGUCAACACGAAGAAAACCGCCCCUGUGACCUCCAGCACCGGAGGCAAUAGUAGUAGUGAUCCGAACGCAGGUACGGGCGACAACACCGGGAGCAGCGGCAGUACCGAAUCGAAGAUCACCACGGGCGACAAGGCGGGUGCCUCCAUCCUGACCAUUGCCUUUGUGGGCAUGUGGGGAGGUAUGAUCGCUUGGAUGGUCAUUGGCGGUUGA